AACCCCGCGGCAAAUGAACGUCAAUCAGUGUGACGCUUUGUUUUGGCAGCCAUAUGUUCAAAAGUGUUUAUUUGUUGCCAUUUAAUCAAUUUUUGGGCCCCAUUUUCUCUUAAACAGUGGAAAAUAUGUCGGAUUGGGAAGAAAUCAAGCGGUUGGCGGCCGAUUUUCAAAAAGUGCAGCUGAGCGUCAGCGCUCAGAAACUAUCUGAGCGCAAUUGCGUCGAAAUCGUAUCCUGGCUCAUUGAGAAGAAGCUGAUCGACCUGAUAUUCACCAGCGAUGGCAAAGAGUACCUAACUCCCGCUCAGCUGGUGACGGAUAUCCAGAACGAGCUCUAUGUGAGCGGGGGCAGGAUCAGCUUGGGGGAUUUGGCCAAGAAUAUUGGCGUGGACUUUGGGCAGGUGAAUGCCCAUUUGAACCAGGUGCUGAAGGGCCGGAAGGAUGUCCAGAAUGUACUGGGUCAGUUGAUCGACCACAGCUACACGCUGCGGAUAGCUGGAGAGAUCAACGAGAAGCUCCAGCAGCAGGGCCAUAUUAAUGUGAGCGACUUGACCAUUGCCUAUGACCUGCCCGCAGACUUUCUUCAGCAUCAAGUGCUGGAGAAGCACCUGGGGGGCGUCAUUCAAGCCAUCCAAGAUCCCGCCGAUCCAAAAAGCUUCUUCAUCGAGGCUUUUAUCUCGCGCGCCAAAGCGCAGCUCAAAGGCGCCCUAAACGGCCUAUCUAGGCCGGUAGCAGUCGGCUCCAUCGUCAGCCAGAUUGGGAUUAGCGAGAAGCUCUUCUUUGGGCUCUUUGAGCAGAGCUGCGCCUUUGGCAGCCUGACCAGUAGACAGUCGGGGGCUCAGUACAUCCCCAGCUGCUACACUAGGGGGCAGAACGAGUGGUCCCGGGCGUUUUUGAAGCAAAACCAGUAUCUAGAAUUCGAUGCCUUGAUCAGAAUAGGGAUUUCCGACCCGAAAAGCUACAUAAGGAAAGUCCACGCUGCGGAUAAGCUCUUUGUUCUGGACUCUAUGGCGGUGGCCCCCUCUCUGCUAGAGCGCGUGAACGACUACAUCGAAGAGUGCAUAGCGAUUGGGGGGUUUGUCGACCUGGAAACCUCCCUGCCCUCCAGCAUAACGCCCAAAGACCUUUCCCUGGUGGUGGAGCAUCUGCUCAAAGGGCAGAAGAACCAGGAAACUGUUCUGCUGGAGAGCUUCGUGCUGAGCAAGGCCUACAUGGAUAAAAUAAGCGAUUUGUGCUCGGAAGCUGUGCAGCAUCGCGCCAAAAGCCUGGUGGAAUCGGGGCAGUAUCAAAAGCACCAGGUGGAACUGCAGAGUGGCGAAAGAGGGAAAUUGCAGCGAGGCAAAGAGGAGGAUGAUCGCGUGGAUAAGAGGGAAGAGCGGCGCAAGAAGGCAGCAGGCGGAAAAAGCGGGGGCGGCACUCAAGGGCGUGAAACGAAGACCAAGUCCACUAAGAGACACUCGAGGCACCGGGCGCAGGAGGAGGACGACGACCAGGAGGUAGAGGAGGAGAGCAAAAAGGCGUUUACUGUGCUUCCUUUGGAGGUGGUUUCUGAACUGAUCCAGCCCUUCUUGGAAGACGAGGGCCUGGACAGUAUUCUGGAGGCCAUCGCGCAGCAUUUGCAGCCUUUGUUGAACGAGAGAGUCCUCCAGCUGGCUGCGGAUAUUUUCAAGGAAACCAUCGCGGACAAGACGGCCUUGCGUCGCAGAAGACACCAGGAGUUCGCCUCCAGAGUGGAGAACCUAAUCAACGAGCUGCGCUGGUACCAGAAAGGCUGCAAACUCCUCCCAGUGGAGCUCCAAGCCUCCAUCACCAAGUACUUGCUCAAGAGCAUCUGCUCCGAUCUAGUGGCCGAGUUCUUGGGCUUCGCCGUCGCUGACAGCGGCGCCGAACUGGACAUCAGCACGCUCACCUCCAAUGAAAAGCUGAAAUUCCUUAGCCAAAACUCCGACUAUGCGGCGCUGCUGCCGCUGUUCAAAGCGCUCAGCGGCACCAGUUUGGAGGAAUUUACUAGCGCCCUGGAUCCGGCGCUGGACGCCUGCGGCGUCUUCCUGCGGAAAGUCGACAAGAAGCAGGACCGAUCGGGGGUGCUGCGCGUCAAACUGGACCUUCUGAAGGAGCUGCAAGGGUGCGAAGACCCGGCCACUGUUCUUCACCUGGCCACUUUGGUGCUGUUUAGCACAGCCACGCAGACUCUGUUGCAUAUCAGCGGCAAGCACAUUUCGGCCGUGUUGGGCUUCCUUAAGCCGCAAAUGGAGGAGGCGCAGCACGCCGCCCUGAUGAACUAUCACGACUUUAUUGCGGUGAUGCUGCGCGGCGGCUCCGAAGUGGAGAAGCUCAAGGAGCAAAUGGAGGCGGUCAAGACCAUUGCCAGGGAGUACAAGCGAAGCGGUGAGAAAGUUUAAUUCCCUAUUAGUGCUAUUUGCUAUUAAAGUGACAAUGUGUGUGA
Dendroctonus ponderosae (mountain pine beetle) is the source of this 2443-nucleotide messenger RNA. It is a transcript of the gene Ufl1, whose product is annotated as E3 UFM1-protein ligase 1 homolog. Gene Ontology annotation, molecular function: UFM1 ligase activity. The transcript is spliced from 3 exons. Lineage: Eukaryota; Metazoa; Arthropoda; Insecta; Coleoptera; Curculionidae. Gene Ontology annotation, biological process: protein K69-linked ufmylation; regulation of proteasomal ubiquitin-dependent protein catabolic process; response to endoplasmic reticulum stress. The coding region runs from base 126 to 2399 and encodes 757 amino acids. The record is from RefSeq and is a predicted model, not a curated record. Gene Ontology annotation, cellular component: endoplasmic reticulum membrane.